GAUUUGAUUCUGCCAUUGUAUUACUGAGAAUUAUUCGACUCCUUGUGACAAAGCGGCCUUGAUUUGGCUUUCAGCGCGAAUUGGAUUGCCUUUUCCCGGUACCGAUAAUCUACAACCCUGUACUCUGAACGACCGUUUACGAUUCAAUUGUCACGAUGGCAUUCUUGUUUAAAUCCAAAAAGAAUCAACAAAAUACUACCCUUCCUCCAGUGAACAGAAACCUCCAUACCUCCGAGGGAGCGUCCACAAAUGCACCGGCGGCGCCAAAUGGAGUAAAAGAGCGGGAGGGAAGCAAUUCGCAGACGCCGACCCCUAGCAGCAGCUACAAUAAUUCUCUGAAUUCGGUGAGCAGUAUCAACAGCCCGGAACAGCAGCGGGUGCGACAAAGAGCCGAAUCCGAGUCACAGGUUGGUACUCCACGCUCCCUUUACCUCUUAUUAAAUACCUUUCGCUGGUCGCAAGAAUACCUCUCGACCACAUGCAACAUGGCUAAUCAUGUACAGAUCCAACGGCCAUCGCAACAAUCGAUGAACAAUAAUGCUGCCAAUACGAGCCCCGGUGUUUCACUGUACCCAUGGUCACAGCGUCGUCUAAAUUUUUCCACGCCACAGACGAAUCCAUUUCCCCGUUAUGGCGCAGCUAUAAAUGCGGUUGCUUCGAAGGAAGGAGCUAUAUAUAUGAUGGGUGGAUUGAUAGACGGAUCAACUGUGAAAGGGGACCUCUGGAUGAUUGACAGCAGCGGCGGAAAUCUCUCAUGCUUUCCAAUUGCCACUGUGUCGGAGGGGCCCGGUCCCAGAGUCGGUCAUGCGAGUUUACUGGUUGGUAAUGCUUUCAUUGUUUUUGGCGGUGAUACAAAGGUGGACGAGGCCGAUACCCUGGACGACACACUUUAUUUACUGAAUACUUGUACGUGCUGACGUUAUGACCCAUGCUGGAAAAAUUGUGCCCUAACAUCUUAUGUCUCUCAGCCUCCCGGCAGUGGUCGCGCGCCAUACCUCCUGGGCCCCGACCCACUGGGCGGUAUGGACACACCUUAAACAUCCUUGGCUCGAAGAUUUACGUCUUUGGUGGACAGGUUGAAGGUUACUUCUUCAACGACCUUGUCGCAUUUGACCUUAAUCAAUUGCAGAAUCCAGCGAAUAAGUGGGAGUUUUUAAUCCGAAGCAGUCACGAUGGUGGUCCACCU
Aspergillus pseudotamarii is the source of this 1186-nucleotide messenger RNA. Its product is annotated as putative cell polarity protein (Tea1). The record is from RefSeq and is a predicted model, not a curated record. Gene Ontology annotation, biological process: regulation of cell shape. Gene Ontology annotation, molecular function: protein binding. The coding region runs from base 156 to 917 and encodes 253 amino acids. The transcript has a single exon. NCBI's taxonomy places the organism in Eukaryota, Fungi, Ascomycota, Eurotiomycetes, Eurotiales, Aspergillaceae.